Molecule: messenger RNA, 2540 nt
Organism: Gopherus flavomarginatus (Mexican gopher tortoise)
Lineage: Eukaryota; Metazoa; Chordata; Testudines; Testudinidae
Gene: SLC27A2
Product: solute carrier family 27 member 2
Exons: 10
Coding region: 14-1876 (620 amino acids)
Cellular component (GO): endoplasmic reticulum
Molecular function (GO): long-chain fatty acid-CoA ligase activity; long-chain fatty acid transmembrane transporter activity
Source: RefSeq, a predicted model, not a curated record
GCCGGGCAGGGUCAUGUUCUCCUGCUUCUACACCGCGCUCGCGGGGCUGCUGCUCCUGCCGCUGCUGCUGAACCGCGUCUGCCCCUACUUCUUCCGCGACCUGAUCUUCUUCCUCAAGAUGGCCCGGGCGGCGCAUCGGGCGCACAGUUACGCGGAGCGCAGCCCGCCUUGCACCAUCCUGGAGGUGUUCACGCAGCGGGCGCGCCGGGCGCCGCGCAAGCCCCUGGUGCUGUUCGGGGAGGAGGCGCACACCUACGAGCAGGUGGACAAGCGGAGCAGCCAGGUGGCCCGGGUGCUGCGCGAGCACGCUGGGCUGCAGCAAGGGGACUGCCUGGCCCUCUUCCUGGGCAACGAGCCUGCCUACAUCUGGGUCUGGCUGGGCUUGGCCAAGUUGGGCUGCGCCAUGGCCUGCCUCAACUGCAACAUCAGGGCCAAGUCCUUGCUGCACUGCUUCCAUUGCAGCGGAGCCAAGGUGCUGCUGGCAGCCCCAGAAUUGAAAGCAGCUGUUGAAGACAUAUUGCCAGCCCUGAAAAAAGAAAAUGUAAAAGUCUUCUACCUAAGCAGGACAUCUGAUACAGAAGGGGUUGACAGCUUCAUUGACAAAAUGGAAGUGGUUUCAGAUGAGCCUGUUCCGCACUCUUGGAGAUCAAAUGUCACUUCUCAAACUCCUGCCAUAUAUAUUUAUACCUCUGGGACUACAGGUCUUCCAAAGGCUGCAGUGAUUACCCACAGACGUAUCCUGUUAGCUUGUGGUUUGUUCAGUACAAGUGGCGUGACCUCUGAGGACAUUGUGUAUAAUGCCCUGCCACUGUACCACAGUGCUGCCCUCCUGAUUGGAGUUCAUGGAUGCAUCAUGCAAGGUGCAACCUUCGCUCUACGCACCAAAUUUUCAGCCAGCCAGUUUUGGGUUGACUGCAGGAAAUACAACGUAACAGUGAUCCAGUACAUUGGGGAGGUGCUUCGGUAUUUAUGCAAUGUGCCAAAGAAAGACAGCGAUGGUGAUCACAGAGUAAGGAUUGCCAUAGGCAAUGGGUUAAGGGCUGAUGUUUGGAGGGAAUUCGUCAGAAGAUUUGGAGACAUCCAUAUAUUUGAGUUCUAUGCUGCAACUGAGGGAAACGUUGGGUUUAUUAACUACACGGGAAAAGUCGGUUCCGUGGGGAGAGUAAACUACUUCCAUAAGAAAAUGGUACACUAUGAGCUGAUUAGAUACGACGUAGAGAAAGAUGAACCAGUCCGAGACGAAAAUGGAUAUUGCAUAAGAGUUCCUAAAGGUGAAGCAGGGCUGUUGAUCUGCAAAAUCACACCAUUGUCUCCUUUUACUGGCUAUGCAGGAGCAAAAAGCCAGACAGAGAAGAAAAAACUAACAAACGUCUUCCAGAAAGGGGAUUUAUAUUUUAAUAGUGGUGACCUUUUAGUGGUUGACCAGGACAAUUUCAUCUACUUUCAUGACAGAGUUGGUGACACAUUCCGAUGGAAAGGGGAAAAUGUGGCUACUACUGAAGUUGCAGAUAUUUUAGGAUUGAUCAACUUUGUCCAAGAAGUUAAUGUGUAUGGAGUGCCUGUGCCAGGUCACGAAGGCAGAAUAGGAAUGGCAUCCAUUAGACUAAAGGAGGGCUGUGAAUUUAAUGGGGAGCAGACAUACAGACACGUUGUGGACUACCUACCGAAUUAUGCAAGACCUCGCUUUGUAAGGAUUCAGGAUGCUAUUGAGAUCACAGCAACUUUUAAACACCGUAAAGUGCAAUUAGUGGAGGAGGGCUUCAACCCAGCAGUCAUCAGGGAUGGCCUGUAUUUCCUGGAUGACAAAGAAAAGAUGUAUGUGCCGAUGACGCAGGACAUUUAUAACGCUAUAAAUAACAAUAGCCUAAAACUAUGAGUGUGUCCAGAAAAUCACUGGUCUAGAAUAUUCAGUUUUCAAAACACGUUAGUGCGUUUAAAAGUCCAAAAAGCCAUUUUGGUGAGUUGAUAAAUGUUACCAAGUGCCUGUAUCUGAAAUUCUGUGUGAUGGAGAUGUUUUAAUAGUGACACAAUCUACAUACAACUACUUUUCUUUUUCUAUGUGGUCUGUGUGUUAACCUUCACGCUCCCCACUUUCACCCAGGACACACAACAACUCUGCCUCCACUUACAUCUCAGGCUGGCUGCUCCUUCCUCUUCCUCUCUCAAACCCAACACUUUCCACUCCCAUCACCAUAUUGCUCCCUGCCUCCACUGGUUCUGCUGUGCCUCUCUCACACUGCCCUUUGUGCCUGGAACAGCCUCCAUGACCCAGCACACCAUCAUUCUUGUUCUUGUGCACAGUCUUGUACUCAAAUGCUUUCCUGAGUCAGGGCCUCAGAACGGAACGGAGAGGAAAUUCAGAAUUAGCAAGGCACAUACACAUCUUAUUAAGCGAAUCACAAUCAACUUGUGCUCUGACUUAUGUUGUGUGUGUAGACUGUAAGCUUUUUUAGAGCAGGGACCUGUCUUUGAUUGUCAUAUAGCACCGUGAAUGACUCUGUGGUGCUGUAGAAAUAAUAAAUCAGAAUGCUGUGGUGUUG